AUGUCACCGUCGUUCCAAGGCCAUAGAGCUGAGCUGCAGCAGGCGACUAACGUCGUGCAAGCCGCUCGUGCAUUCGGUACCGUUGCGACCCUCGUUUAUACCACUGUCUGCGCCAUCGAACAGCGCGAAAGGUUCCCUGGGUGUGAGGCCCUGAUGGUGGAGCAGACGGCGAGCGCCAUCUCUGAGGUCAGCGGGCGCGAGAUUGUGGUCGACCAUGACCCCGCAAUCUGGCGGAGCGUCUGGCUUCCUCGAAUCCCCAGAUCGACGCUCAACUGUGAUUCUGGGAGCAGCAGGGAUAGAUUUGAGCCACGAGAACCGCAGGCAGAGGUUGACUUCAAGUUGACUGAAUUUAAGGAGUUCUUGGCUGCAAAUCAAGAGCUGGUGAGGCAGAUGUUUGGAUAG
Messenger RNA from Penicillium pulvis, 402 nucleotides. RefSeq lists its product as uncharacterized. Lineage: Eukaryota; Fungi; Ascomycota; Eurotiomycetes; Eurotiales; Aspergillaceae. The transcript is spliced from 2 exons. The record is from RefSeq and is a predicted model, not a curated record. Bases 1 to 402 code for a protein of 133 amino acids.